AUUGGCUUAUUCUAGUUUUCGUCUGAUCCAUACACCAGUAAGAGUGGUCCAGUCGACAGAACCUCGAGGUAAACAACAGUCAGAAAUAAGGGCUUGUGGGGAAUAUGCAGAACAAGCACGAACUGAAAUAUGGCCUUUAAGUCACUUAGUUGAGGAACAGAACCCACGAACGAAGGUCUUCAAUGGUGAGGGUGCAAGGAAAUUCCUGAAACUAACGAAGGAGGAAGAGGCAAAGGAAACAGAAAGACUGUUCGACAAGGACAUAACAAGGCAAGAACUGUAAGAAGAAGGAUAAGCUGUGGUUGAAGCAGGCGGAGAAAUAAGUUUUGUAACCGAGGCGCAUAAGGAAAGUGAAUCAUUAAUUACAGGACAAUCCUGAUAUUCUUGAAACAAUGGUACUUCCUCCUGAACAUCUUAUGUACUCCAGCCUUGUUGCCAUUGAACGUCAUGUGGAAAAAAUCUUGUAUUUUUUAUGGAAGAACAUGGAUAGUACUCAAAUUUUUAAAAAUUUUCUUCUUCCAAUAAAUGGAAACAAGGUAGAAUUAUGUGGUGGUGCAUGUCAGUCUUGCAAGGAACUGGACUCUAUAGAUCCAUAUGAAGCCAUUCUUGAAGCAGAAGUGGAUGGGUGCUCUUUAUUUGAGAGACUCGUUAAUCUUCCUCUCAAAGGAGAAUUUCAUGAAAACAUUAAAAGCCCCUCUGGAAAUUCAGCUGAGACAAUAGCUUUAGCAGUAGAUCAGCUGCGUUUACUAAGAAAUGAAAUUAAAAGUAUAAAAACUGAAAUGAUCGAUAAGAAAAACUUUGAUUACUUUGUAAAACUGACAAGAGAGGCCUUAGAUGCACUGAAACAAGAUACCUCAGCAAUCGAUAAGGUUAUUCUGCUUAGUGAAAAAGAUUUUCCUGUAGAUAAGGUUCAACCAUUACAAAACAGUUUGGAGACAGAAAACUGUGGUGCUAAACAGUUUGAGCAGAUUGACCACUGCUCAAAUGAAUUCAAAUCUGAAGGUGAUUUAUCAGCCCCUCAUUCCAUUGAUAAAGAGCAACUUAACAAAUCUUUGCUAUCAGCAGUUGGAUCAGCAUCAUCUCUAAACUCAUGUCCUUCAAGUCCACAUGAAAAGCCAGAUUCUCUCCCAAGGGUAUCACCAUUUGCAAGUGAAGAGGUAUCCACUGAGUUGACAGAAAAUGCUUAUCAAGAAGAAUAUGCUUGUUCUAAGCCUUUGUUUGAUAGUUCAGCAAGGUUACAGGCAGACUGUGAUGGUAAGUCAAGAAAUGAAGAAGGUUUAAUGUUAAAGGAUAGUCUUCAUGAUACAGAAACAAUGGCUUUGGAAGAUGGUGUUGAUCAAAGGGACCAAGAGUGCAAACAAAGUAAACAGUUCACAUGCACAUGCCCAUUCUAUCAGAGAAGGGAGAAGGAGUUGCAUGAUACAAAAGCAUUAUAUGUAGAACAUCUAAAACAGUCCCAAGAUGAGAUUACAUUCUAUCAGGAUCUUUGUCGUAAACAAGAGGAAGAAAUCAUGCAGUUGAAAGAGUAUGUGACUCAAAUCAAAGAAGAAAUACAAGGACUUCAAGCUGAGGUGGGAAGACAGCUGUUUCUUGAAGGCAAAAAUAAACGUUACACCAAGAUUUAUCAGCCAUUUUCUAAACAUGGUGGUGAGCAGAUUAAACCCAGUACAGUCAGAGGUGCCUCUUUUGAUUUGGAUGGGAAAGAAAUUGAUACAGCAUUUCCUUUUGACAAUUCAGGUCUUCUUCUGGAAUAUAUUACUGAAGAGGUAUCAGAACUACUAUCAAAAUCAGAGGUUUUCAGAAUUAAGUUGCUUGUUGGACCAAAAGUUGAUAGUGACAGACUUGCUAGGAUUAGGAAAGGUUCUGAAUUAUUUAAAGAAUUGAAAUACAAAGGAGAGUUGUCAUGUUUUUAUGUUAAAUGUCUUCUGGAAAAAAUCCAUCGUUAUGACCUUGUUGAGAAACUUAUUACUCAUUUUCACAACAGUGAUGAAUUAUUUACAAGAGAGUGCCAUUCACCUCAAGAAAGAAAUCAGGGCUAUGAAGCAUCUGAAAGAAUUUGUGGCAUAGAUGAGAGAACUUCAAAUGAAGUGGAAAAAAGUGGAGAAAUUUCUGAAAGUGCUGAUAUUGAUGAAAAGUUCCAUUUUGGCAACCCUUCUGGUGGAAACUUUUGUGAUAGUGGUGAUAGCCCAACUUCCUCUCCUAAUCCAGUUAAUUCAAAUAACUCAAGUUCUUUGGUAGAUAUUAAUUAUGCUGAUUCAUCAAGUGGAAGGUGUGGUUUGGCUUCAAGCUGUUCACAGUGUACAUCCAGCUCUGCUGUGUAUGUGGAAUCUUUGACUGAGGAUUCACUCUGUGGUGCACCAACAGUCAGCUUAAAUUCUGAUCAUCAUGCUUUGAAGGCAUGGGAAAAUUCUUGUGAUACAACAAGUGGUGGAGAGGAGAAGCAAGAAAGGUCUGUGUCUUUAUCACUGACGGAUCAAAGUUUUGCAAGUGUAGAAGUGAAAGAAUGGGGUGCUGCUAAAGUGGAAGGAGGAAAAGAAGACUUAAAUAGCUCCAGUAGCAUCUGUGAUGGUGCAGUAAAUGGAUCCUAUUUGGUUCAGCACUGUAAUACUGUGGACAUCAUUGAUGGUCCUGGUUGUUCUUCGAGUAGAGCCCAAGAUAGUUUUAAGCUAAAAAAUGUAUCAGGUAUAGGUCAAGAUUUUCUCUCAUCUGAAAGCAUGCCCAAGAAGCAAAAUGUAUCACACACAAUGAUCUCUUCGCCAAAGGGUGCAGUUCAUGUUCUGUCUGAUUCUUGUGCAAGCAAUCAGUUUAAUACAUGGGAGCAUGUAGGGGCUAGAUCAAAGAAUGCAACUCAGAUGCAAAGUGUUUCAUAUACAAGGAUCACUCCUCAAAAAGACUCAGCUGUAGAUAAGGCUGAUUCUUAUGUUAGCAAUCAGUCACAUAAAUGGGAGCAUUUAGGGGCCAGACCAAGAGACAGAACCCCAAAAAAGGACAGUACUUCAGAUUCUUCUUCACUUUUCUCCUCAUUGGUUGACCUGGUUCCCCAACAAGUUGGGGAACCUGUGGUCCAGGGAGUGGUUAACGCAUUCUUGGCAAGACACUCUGAAGACAAACAUCUUCAUGAAAGUCUGUAUUACAACAAUGCAGAGGAGAUGUUGGCUAAGGAUAUGGAUAGCAUGAUGAACAUGAUUGACCCCAACAAAGCAAAACCAUACCUUUGUGACUGCCAGGUUGCUACAAGGUCAGAUCCAUUUUACCAACCAUAUUCUUCCAUAUUUCCUCUGAAUAGUGAAGCAUAUACCAGAGUAAAUGAUGAAGAUGGCCUCCCUUUAAGUGGCGCUUUAAAUGGUGAUUAUUUACCUCCACCUGGACCCUCAUACAGUUGUAUUGGAGCUAAUACAAGCCAAAACAGUUAUUUCAACUCAUUCAAUCCUACUGUCUCGGGUGGUGACUUUUCAAUUAACACAAGAGAACCUCAACUACUCCAAGAUGGUCAUUUUACAUCUUUUCAAAGGAGUGGUUUUCUGCAGCCAGGGUUUGCUGGUUCAGGAUUGACCUCUGGCUUUCUGGGAACUACAGGACCUCAAAUGCCACAUUCCAAUACUCAGAGUACUUUUGGAUUCACUGAAACAACAUCAGAGCCUUUGCAAAUGCAAAGAUCCUCAACCACAAAUUUAGAAUUACUGGUAACCUCACCAGGUAAUACUCAAAUUUAUGGUAACCAACAAAAUGUAUCUUCAGUGGCAAGGGCUGAGGGAUCUGACAGCGAAUGUUCAUCAGGCUUAGAAUCUGGUAGAAAUACUCAUUUGUCAGCAGUCUCGCUAAUUGGGAAUGGUGUGAAUUCAUCUGGACAAAGGAACUUAAGCAGCAUAUCAAACACAGUUGGCAAUCAUUUGGCCUCUGGAACCUUUAGAGAAGUAGAUAGAACUAGUAAUUCUUCAAGCUCUGGCUUAACAUCUGGUGCUAAUGCAGGAGGAGAUCAUGAUCAAAGUUUUGGCCAGUCUGGAGGUUCAGUACCAAAUGGAAAUUAUGGCACUGAAUCAGUGGAGUCAACUGACAACUCCUUGCUUGAAUUGGAACAGCGUGUGGAGGAGGCAUGUGCUAUGGUGGAAAGAGUACUUAGGGAAAGAGAAGAAAGAGAAGAGUUUGGUAGAGAAAUUGAGAGAAAAGAGCGUGAAAUACGAGCAGAAAGAGCACGGAAGAAGAGAGAAAGAGAGGCAAGAGAGCUAGAGGAAACCAGAGGAUGGCCUCAACAGCAGGAACCAGUAACUGGACAGUCUUUGUGGCUCUGUGAACAUUACCAACGUCAUUGUAGAGUACGUUUUCCUUGCUGUACCAACUUCUAUUCCUGUCACCGUUGCCAUAACAACUCUAAAGAAUGUGACAAUGAGGAAGCUAAAGCGAGUCAUGCGACUCACCUUAAGUGCAACUAUUGUCAUCAUGAACAAGAGAUUGCUGAAGACAGUGCCAAAUGUCGUAGCUGUGGAGCAAAAAUGUCGGCAUAUUUCUGUGGAAUCUGCAAACAUUUCACCAGCAUAGACAAAAACCCUUAUCACUGUGAUAAAUGUGGGAUAUGCAGGAUACAUAAAGACAAGUCAUUUCAUUGUGAUGUGUGUAAUGUAUGCCUUGACAAACGGCUUCAAGGGAAACACAAGUGCAGACCCGACUCUGGCCAUGAUGAAUGCUGCAUCUGUCUAGAGGAUGCAUUUAGUGGGUGUCAAAUUUUACCUUGCUCCCACAAAGUCCAUCGGGAAUGUGCAAUAGCAAUGAUACAGAAUGGAAUUCGCACCUGUCCAGUCUGUCGACACCCUCUAUACAGCCCAGCUCCUGGAUGAAAAUCUCUGUUGAAGUACUGUCAGAGAAAAGUGGCAGGACAUCACCACAUGAAAAUUACAAAAUGCUCCAAAUGGAGUUCUGUAGUGAUGUUGAUUUUGAGAACAGUUCUUUGAGGCAGAUCACAAGCAUAGCUGUGGAAUCCAUGAAGUAAUUAGAAAAUAACAGCCUGGUGAAGCCUAUCCAGUGAAAAAACCAACAAAACACAAUCCAGAAGCCCAAACAUAUACAGAUAUCGGCUGAUAUUUUGAACAAAUGUCGACACGUGACAAAAGGCAAAUGCAAAACAAACCAAGAACAAUGAAAAUCCUCAUUGGAAGAAUUUUUUAAUUAACAUUUUGACUAACAACUUUAGUACAGUAGUCUGUCCAGUGCAGUACUGUACAGUGGUUGUCUUUCCACAAAUAAGUUGAGAGGAGGUUUGAGGUUUUCGAUAUAAUGGACUCUUAAUAUAAUGAAUCAAUUUCCCCAGUCCCUUGGCACUUUGUUAAAAUCGAGGUUCCACUGUAGGCAUGUUUGUAGUGUAUUGUACUGGAAGUGUGAAAAGGUUGUGUUUGUAGGCAUCCCGUGAGGCCUAGCGAAAGUUGUUGUUGUGGUACUGGUUGGCUGCCAUGUGGAUAGUGUGUGGAUUAAAGUAUUGAAAUCAAAGAACAUCGAAGGUUUUUAUUGCCGUAUAUCCAAAUAUCAUGAUGUUCAUUACUUCAAAGUACACAAAUCAAUUCCAUUGCUGUGAUUUUCCCAAAAUAUGAUGAU
Molecule: messenger RNA, 5583 nt
Organism: Stylophora pistillata
Lineage: Eukaryota; Metazoa; Cnidaria; Anthozoa; Scleractinia; Pocilloporidae
Biological process (GO): protein ubiquitination; regulation of apoptotic process; ubiquitin-dependent protein catabolic process
Cellular component (GO): nucleus
Molecular function (GO): protein binding; zinc ion binding; ubiquitin protein ligase activity
Source: RefSeq, a predicted model, not a curated record